CUUCUGCCCCAUGUUGUGCGAAGGGUCGUGAUGCGCCUGAGUCCGAAAAGUCACCGAAAUGUGUGCCGUGCACUGUGGGUGUUGCCGGUCAUCCUCAUAUGGCUGAUGAAACUUUUGGUGAGGCUCAAGACGUUUUACAAGCACCACCUUCAAGUGGAGUUUGGAAUGAUGGCGGUGCAUCUCGUCAAGUCACUCCUGUUGCUUCGGGUGAGACCAUCUCUUUUUCUGCUGGAACUCCUCCUGCGCCGUGUGGUGGGGAUGUCUCUCGUGAGUUAACUGAAGCUUGUGCUUCUGUGAAGCAGCCCCUUUCAAGCGGCGCUGCGCAUUCACCAGCAGGAAUUCCUGGUGCCUCUCUCAAUGAUGGAGUAAACCCUGCAGCUUCCCAAAAUCGUAAUUCUGCUUCUGGCGCUAUGGUUUCCCAGGCUCAGCACAACUCCAGUCUGCCUGCCUUUUCGCACCUUACUGGCGACAGUGCCGCUGUUGGCGCUGGUGUCCCGGGUGCGACUCCUGCGGGAUCACACACGGUCUCGCAGCUUCCGUUUACCGGACAGCCGUCGAGUGAGAAGGCAGCGGGCCAAGAGAAGGCGGGCAUUGCAGCUGAAAGUGGGGCAAAUGCGGGCAUUGGCAGUGCAGGCGGUGUGCCACAGAACAGCAGCCCUGCUAGGAAUAAUACAACGGGGGGCGCAGCGUCCCGUGUCUCUCAGAAGCAAAGCAGCGUGUCAUUGCCAGAUUUACAAGGGGAAGAGAGUUCACAGUUAAAUGAGGACGGUGAAGAUGGACCCAGAAAAAGGGAAGAAGGUAAUUCUGAAGGGAAGGAAGGACGGUCUCCAGCACAACCACCAGGGAACCCUGCAAAGCCUCCGUCUACAACACAAAAGUUACCGUCGACAACGCCAGUUGGAAAGGCCGAGGGCGCCGGAGAAAAGAUGACUUCCCACGGCACUUUACCAAUGGGAGAAAAAAAUGAAGAAUACGAACAGAAAGCAGUUGUGGACACCCCACGUCCCAAUCAGAAGACACAAGAUGGAAACCAAGCGGGAGAGGCGCAGCAAACUCGCUCUGCAGGUGGCGGUGCUACUGUCACCAAUGAGGCUGAACAGCCCGCUGCGAAAGAUCUCGACGCCAUGCAAUUGCUUGAGGGUACGAGUCAACAACAAGAUGAUAUCCAGCGUGAGAGUGCAGCUGGCGAUGAGGAGGCGGCAAAACGAGCGGGGAGGGGCGCCGACGUUAAUACGGCUACUGGCGGCAACGGUGGCACUGCAGCUGAAGAGCCGGGCAGUGCCACGAGUGACGCCGACAGGGUGGACGCCAUCAAACCCACUGAGGAAGCAGGCAGGAACGACGCGAGCGCGGAACUUCGAGACGCAUCGGGGAGCGCAGCAACUACGGCAGCUGACAGAGCGAGAGGCUCGGCAGCACCGCCAGCCGCCACCAACACACCGACUGGCAGUGGGAAGGCAGAAAUACCAGCACUGCCAGUCGCCGCCACUAAUGCGACGAAGGCGACGCAUGACGACAGUGACAGUGGCACAGCGGCCUCGCACUGCACCUCCCCCCUUGCGCUGCUUCUUCUUGCGUGUGCAGGCGCUGCGAUGACGGCGGUGUGA
Molecule: messenger RNA, 1607 nt
Organism: Trypanosoma rangeli
Lineage: Eukaryota; Euglenozoa; Kinetoplastea; Trypanosomatida; Trypanosomatidae
Exons: 1
Source: RefSeq, a predicted model, not a curated record